AGUUUGUAUAAUUAUUACUAUUCAUUAAUAAAUUGUUAAUUAUUUAGAUACUUGUUUUUAUAUCGAUUGUGUAUACUAAAUUCAAUAUGGCUACACGGUACGUCCAAAGUUCAAAUCAGUAUGAGCUGUCAAAUGUAAAUCAAUUUCUUUAAUAAGAAUAUUUGAGUAAAUGAUGUUAUUUUUAUAUACAUGUUUAAAUAUAUGUGUUAUAAAAUGUGAAAUGUAAUCCAGCUACAUAAAAAUAAUCAUGUAUAAUGAGAUGAGUUUUCUAAUACUGAGAUAUGACUCGUUCUUCGGUAUCAGCACAAUGUGAUUUACUUGCAUCUUACAUGGAUGGAGUUCAUGUUAAGAUUGCAGAGGCUUACAAACCUCCAAGGAAAGUAUGUUUACCAGCUGCGUAUAAUAACAAACUACCGGACGUAUCAAAAUUAACUUACGAUUUUAAUUUGGAACGCUCGGUACUUGAAAAGAUGACAGAAUGGCGUAAUAUUAGGCAAGCAAAUAAUGUAGCAAAGAAUGCACGAUUGGAUGAGAAGAGGAAGAAAGAAAAGGAAUCUUCACCUCCUCCGCCACCACCAUUGCCUGAUACUACAAAUCAUUUACCUGUAAAUGCGCCUGUGCCUAAAGCAACAAUUCUUACUCCACAGCCUUUAUCACCACCAGCUAACGAUUUCCAAGAUCAUGUGAAAACAAACGGUCUUAAUUUUGCUGAUUUUGAUAAUGAUACAAGCAGUCCAUUCGAUAAUAUGGAAUUAAAAACAAUUAACGAUAUGGAAGAACUAGCUCAGGUAUUACAGCCCACAUCUCAAUGGAUACCACCAGCAAAACUAGAAAGUAUACUGAAUGACUUAACUAUUAACAAUCAGUCAGAAACUCAUAUAGAGGAAAAAAAUGAUAAUGUUAAAAGUGAAAUAAAUGGUCAGGAAGAAGCAAAUGAACAAGAAAAUGCUAAACACCGGAGUGUAUCUACAAUUGUGCAAGAACUUCAAAAAGAUUUAGAAAGACCAGCUGUGGAGGAUUGGAAACCAUGGCCAAAUCUUGAAGGCCCUGAUACUAGUUCUCAGGAAACGUUAAAGCAUAAAGAGCCAGUAAUAAAAAAUCAAGUUUUUGUAAAUUUACUACUGGACUUAACAGAGGAAGAUAAAAAAUUAGCUCGUCAUUUAAGUGAUAUGGGAUUUCCGUUAUCAAGAGCCGCUCGCGCGAUACGCGAUUUAGGUGGUCAGGAUAAUAAAAAGAUUGUUGAAUAUUUGCUGGCAGUACAGUCUUUAGAGGAAACGGGAAUUUCUGGGGAGGAUGCUGAAAAGGCCCUUGCUCUUACCGAGUACAACCAAGAAAAAGCCAAAGCUUAUUACGAAAAUUUAUGUACUCUACGAGAUUUAGGUUUCUCGGAAGAAGAAGCAUCUGCUGCACUUUUAAAAUGUAACAUCGAUCGUGAUAGAGCUUUAGAUUUUCUCAUUGCUUAAACGCAGAACCUUAUAAAAAAUAAUGGACAAAAAUGAUUUGAAUGAAUUUUCUACUGUACAAAAACUAUGAUUUUAGUUAAUGUAAAAUUAAAAUAUCUUAGAUUUGCUAAGAUAUGUUCAAAGUGUUAUGAAGAAUAUCAAAGUUUAACAUAAUUCGAAAACAUUAAAUUCUUUUAUUUUUA
Osmia bicornis bicornis is the source of this 1645-nucleotide messenger RNA. Its product is annotated as ubiquitin-associated protein 1. The record is from RefSeq and is a predicted model, not a curated record. Lineage: Eukaryota; Metazoa; Arthropoda; Insecta; Hymenoptera; Megachilidae. Gene Ontology annotation, molecular function: ubiquitin binding. The transcript has 5 exons. The coding region runs from base 282 to 1463 and encodes 393 amino acids. Gene Ontology annotation, biological process: ubiquitin-dependent protein catabolic process via the multivesicular body sorting pathway. Gene Ontology annotation, cellular component: ESCRT I complex.